Molecule: messenger RNA, 3245 nt
Organism: Alexandromys fortis (reed vole)
Lineage: Eukaryota; Metazoa; Chordata; Mammalia; Rodentia; Cricetidae
Gene: Msl1
Product: MSL complex subunit 1
Exons: 9
Coding region: 348-2192 (614 amino acids)
Cellular component (GO): MSL complex
Molecular function (GO): chromatin binding
Source: RefSeq, a predicted model, not a curated record
GCGGGCCCGGCCGGGCCAGGGGGGGCCGAAGCGAGCUCCGGGGAUGAGCUCGGGGGCGGCUGGGUGCGAGCUCCUGCCUCUGCGGCGAAGGCGACGGUGGCGGCAGCAGAGGCGGCGGCGAGGCCCCCAUGGGUCGGCGGCGGGCCUCAGCCGCGGCCUCCACUUCUCCGCUCGCCGGCGGGAUGGCGCCCGGGCCUCGGAGAAGCCGCGUUAGCGGAGGCCUGCGGCCGCUCUGCUGAGACGAGCCCGCCAAACUCCCCUCCCCCUCCUCCGUCCUCGACCCCCCGCACCUCGCCCCUUCCCCACCCCCUCCUCCGUCUCGGUCCCCCGCGCCGCUCCGGACCACUAUGACCAUGAGAUCCGCAGUGUUCAAGGCGGCCACGGCUCCUGCCGGCGGCAACCCCGAGCAGCGACUGGACUACGAGCGGGCUGCGGCGCUGGGCGGGCCCGAGGACGAGUCCGGGGCGGCCGAAGCCCACUUCCUCCCCCGGCAUCGUAAGCUCAAGGAGCCGGGGCCCCCGCUGGCCUCCUCCCAGGGCGGGAGUCCCGCGUCCUCUCCAGCCGGCUGCGGCGGCAAGGGCCGGGGUUUGUUACUCCCGGCCGGGGCGGCCCCCGGGCAGCAGGAAGAGAGCUGGGGCGGUUCGGUGCCCUUGCCCUGUCCGCCCCCAGCUACCAAACAAGCCGGCAUCGGCGGGGAGCCAGUCGCAGCCGGCGCCGGCUGCAGCCCCCGGCCCAAGUAUCAGGCGGUGCUGCCCAUUCAGACGGGCUCUCUCGUGGCGGCGGCCAAAGAGCCUACGCCCUGGGCUGGGGACAAGGGUGGGGCGGCUCCCCCGGCUGCCACCGCCUCGGACCCGGCGGGACCCCCACCACUACCUCUGCCCGGGCCGCCACCCCUCGCGCCCACCGCCACUGCCGGGACCCUGGCGGCCAGCGAGGGCAGAUGGAAGAGUAUGAGGAAGAGCCCUCUCGGGGGUGGCGGCGGCUCGGGAGCCUCCAGUCAGGCCGCCUGCCUCAAACAGAUCCUUCUGCUGCAAUUGGACCUCAUCGAGCAGCAGCAGCAGCAGCUGCAGGCCAAGGAAAAAGAGAUCGAGGAGCUGAAGUCCGAGAGAGACACGCUCCUUGCUCGGAUUGAACGUAUGGAAAGGCGGAUGCAGUUGGUAAAGAGGGAUAACGAGAAAGAAAGGCACAAGCUGUUUCAGGGCUAUGAAACUGAAGAGAGAGAGGAAAUAGAGUUGUCUGAGAAAAUUAAACUGGAGCGCCAGCCGGAGCUUUGCGAGACAUCCCAGGCUCUGCCUUCCAAGCCUUUCUCAUGUGGACGGAGUGGAAAGGGACACAAAAGGAAAACCCAAUUUGGAAAUACAGAAAGAAAGACUACUGUUAAAAAGCUGGCUCCUGAAUUUUCAAAAGUCAAAACAAAAACUCCUAAGCACUCUCCCAUUAAAGAGGAACCCUGUGGUUCCUUAUCAGAAACUGUUUGUAAACGUGAAUUGAGGAGCCAAGAAACCCCAGAAAAGCCCCGGUCUUCAGUGGAUACCCCACCAAGACUCUCCACUCCCCAAAAGGGACCCAGCACCCACCCCAAGGAGAAAACCUUCUCAAGUGAGAUGGAAGAUUUGCCGUACCUUUCCACCACAGAAAUGUAUUUGUGUCGUUGGCACCAGCCUCCCCCAUCACCGUUACCAUUACGGGAAUCCUCUCCAAAGAAGGAGGAGACUGUAGCAAGGUGUCUGAUGCCAUCAAGUGUUGCAGGCGAAACUUCAGUCUUGGCUGUUCCUUCUUGGAGGGACCACUCAGUAGAGCCUCUAAGGGACCUAAAUCCUUCAGACAUUUUGGAGAACCUAGACGACAGUGUGUUUUCAAAGAGGCAUGCAAAACUGGAGCUAGAUGAGAAGAGAAGAAAAAGAUGGGAUAUUCAGAGGAUCAGGGAACAAAGAAUUUUACAGCGACUGCAGCUCAGAAUGUAUAAAAAGAAAGGAAUUCAGGAAUCUGAGCCUGAGGUUACCUCAUUUUUCCCUGAGCCAGAUGACGUUGAAAGUUUGAUGAUUACCCCCUUCUUGCCUGUUGUAGCAUUUGGACGACCAUUACCAAAAUUAACUCCACAGAACUUUGAGCUACCCUGGUUGGAUGAACGAAGCCGUUGCAGGUUGGAGAUCCAGAAGAAGCAAACACCUCACCGGACGUGUAGGAAGUAGCUGUGCUGGCAAGAACCCUGUCUUCAGAUAGUUGUAGCAUGCCAUUCCAAGAGAAUGGCUGAGACCUGUAUAUGUGACCUAUGUCCUCAUGUGUGUUACUCACUGGUAAUGCCUUUCCAUACUCCUUCAUUUUAGUUUUGUUUUCGUCACCCUGACUUCACAAAACAAACAAAAGAAACCUCUUGCAUUGGGCUUAUUUUGAAUUACGGAGAGUUAUUGGGACUUCUUUUUCCUUUUUGGGGAAAUGAGCUCAUGCACUUAUCAUAUAGGACGGUAGAUUUGGGAGUUUUAGGAGCCACUUCUGCUCACUUGCCUGUGUUGAAGGGGUACGAGGGCUCUUCAUUAGCCACGUUGAAGAUGGAGUGACCCCGGUCUUGUAGGAGCUGUGCCUGCCCUGCCCUGUGCUUCCCUGGUGCGCCUUUUGAACAGUUUGGGUGUAGUAGACUUUACACUAAAGUAAACAAAGAGACCUUACCAUAAGCUUUAGGACCCAAGGAGGAAUAACAGAUGAAGCAAGUCACCCUGAUAGAGGAAGAAAUAAGACUAUUGUGUGAAAGUUGGUUCUCUCAAAACUAGGCUGUGAUAAAGGAGGUGGAAAGAGGUGUGUGGCUGAGCACUUUCUUAAUUAAUGGGUAACUGAAGUUCUUUUCCCACCCCUCAAAAAAGAAAAUGUUUAGAAAAAGAGAUCAGGGAUGUAAGUUUCCAACUAGUUCCAGUGCUAAACAGAAACGUUGUCAUUUGGGGAUGGCACACCAGAGUUUGUUACAGAUGUCCUUACGUCACAUCACUUCUCAAUAUUCCUUAGUGGGGUUUCAUCCUAUUAGCCAAACGUGUGGGGGUGAGGGAGAAAAUUUGGGGCGGGUGGGGGGAGGGUAUGGAAAGAUAUGCUUCCUUUGACUGGCAAAUGUCAUCUUGAAACAAAGAGUUGUACCUAAUGAACCUCUGUUCGUUUUGUAAAAUAUAGAUUUAUACAUGUACCAUCUUGGUUACUAUCUCCUGCCUUUGUUUUGUUACCAAAAGAAAAAAAAUCAGGACAGCACUCCUAGGCCACUU